Molecule: messenger RNA, 9113 nt
Organism: Pocillopora meandrina
Lineage: Eukaryota; Metazoa; Cnidaria; Anthozoa; Scleractinia; Pocilloporidae
Source: the annotation of a GenBank genome assembly
UUGAUUAAUUCCGGUCGGCCCAAUCAGGAGAAAGAUCAAACAAACAUUUCAAUGAUGACAGGAUUUAUAUUCGUGAACUUCUGUCACCCGCUAGAUAAAAAGAACGAACUUGAACCGUUUAAAAUGGAGAGCCAACAAGGGAUAGCUCUUUUCACCUUACUAGUUGCCACAGUAUUCGCGUACAUGCAAGCCAACUCCAAGCUUUUGUGAGUAAGAAUUCAUUCCUGUGUUCUUGUACUUUACAAAGACAAUCGUAUUUAAUUCAAACUUUUUAUGUCAUGUCUUUGGCAGGUUUGUGUCCUCUGUCGCAACUCUUGUCCCAAGCCUUAUCUGUACUCGCAUUCCAGGCUUGUCUAAUAGGCAGAGAAAUGUGUGCGACGAAAACCCAAAAGUCAUUUAUUGCAUAAGAGAGGGUUAUCGAAUGGCUGCAGAGGAAUGCAGGUUCCAGUUCCGAAAAAGCAGAUGGAAUUGUACUCUACUCGGCGAAACAUCGGAUUUCGACGACAAAGCCAUUAGUGAGUGGGAUUAACAUCCUCUAAGAUUGUCUUAAAUGUCGGCUUUCUAAUGAGACACUACAGGCCUCUCGAAUAUAUAUCAUGCAAUUAACUAUUGCCUUUCUUUGUCAGUCCACUUUAGUUGAACUGUUACAAAGUGUUUGUUUGUUUGUUUGAAGUAAAUGGCUCACUAUUUAGCUGAGAGUCCUCUUAUGAAUCCACUUAUGUUUAAGUGUCUUGAAGUGUUUCCGGUAUACGGCGACAGUAUUUUCAUUUGUCCAAACUUUCAGCUUCCCGACACAAAAGCUAGCAAUUUUGGUGCUGCCUAUAAUUUCUACUGACCGAUCGAUAUUGUAAAACAAACCAAUAUGAAAUUUUUGAUUGUUUCUGUAAGGCAAUUUUUAACGAGUUUGAAUGUGUUUAAAUUUAAAGUGAAGUUGGACAUUUAAAUGUUUAAUUGUCCCAGUUCUGUGUAUUACGUAUAAGAACGGGUUACGUGGUAUGAUACUUUCAUGCGCAGCUUUUUGAGACAUCUGUUCAUAUCAAAGGAUGUGUUUCGCUCUCGAGGAGUAAAUAUACAGCCUGCAUUCCUUCUAGAACUAGUGUCCCAAUAAGUUAUGCUUGCAGAAGCUGCAAGAGCAAUGCUAUGUUAUGCUUUCAAUCCUCCUGAGCGAUUUUGUAGUGAAGGAGUAAAGAUGAUUGUAACUAGGCCCGUCGUCUUCUAAAAUUUUCCAGAGACUGAUACGAAUAUUUUCAGCCAUCGAUCAUGUGAAAUGAAAUUAAAAAAAAUUAUAUUUAAAAAGCUAUUUUAAGCAUCUUCAUUUCAAAUUUAUAAGGUUCUCACCAAUGUCGAUUAUUUUAGUCCUUUUUUAAUAAGUGGAAAUCACUUGUUGUUGAUAAUUCGAUAAAACUGGAUAUUUUUGGUUUCCUCUAAAAUAUAUUACAUGUUUCGAGCAAGAUCUAAUGAUGAUAGUAGAUAUGAGUAUUUAGCUGACAAAAAACUGCAUCACUGGGAUUUUUAGGGUUACUCAAAUAUUUCAUUUUUGCAUCGAUUAACUUGGAAAAGAAGGCUAGUCUUUUAAAAGAAAUGCCCAAAACUUUGUUAUAUGAAAAAAAUUAUAUAUGCAUGGAAUAAAUCUUUGCCGAAGGAUUUGCUUCAGUCUGAAACUCGUGAACAUAUGUGAAAAUAUCAGUUGAAAGACUGAUGCUAAAAGUUGUGUUCAUUUUACGUUAGUGAACUAAAGGUGACUAAUUAUGCAAAGAUGUCGAUUCAAACGUUGUCUCUCCCACUUGUAGAGGGAACUAGAGAGAUGGCUUACACGCAAGCUAUCAUUUCGGCUGGAGUUGUGUACACAGUCACCCGAGCCUGUAGUAUGGGAAACCUCAGCGAAUGCAAUUGUGACAAGAAACUCACAAGUACGGAGAAAAAAAAGCACUACAAAGGUUGGUCGUGGGGUGGUUGUUCUGUCGACUUGAGCUUCGGUCUCGAUCUUUCCAGUCGCUUCGUGAAUGCUCGCGAGGAGAAACACAAUGCCUUUUGGCUGAUGAACAGGCAUAACAGCAGGGCUGGUAGGCAGGUAGGAGAUUUAAUUAGAUAAUUGCUUUUCUAAUUAGUUAAUGAUAAUGACGGCUAAACAAUUUCGGAUUGGCCUGAAUUGUCUUGGUCACACGAAGAAGCUUGUAGCCGUGAAAUUUGCAUAUGAAAAGGUUCAUAUUACAGGAACUUUCAACCUUGAUCCAAGAUAAUUAUAUUAGAUUUUUACGCUCCAAUUUGAACACGUGUACAAAAUUCGUCGAUUUUUCAACACAAUUUGGCAAGUUUCUUCAGAAACUUAAAUCGAAAGUAAAAUAAUUAAUUGGGCAACGACAAUUGUAUAGUAAACAGUAUUGAAUGUUUACUGAGGAAGACAUUCAAACUUAUUACAAAGUAACCGCAAAACCACGUCGUAGGAAAUUAAAACUCUACGCUCAAAAUAUUCAUAUCCUCAAGAAAAAUAAUGCAUGCUCCCUAAUAUUAAAACAAGUGCUAAAAUGAUUUAUGAUUUGUAAAGUUCGACUUCGAAAUAUUUGACCUCGCUUAAAAUGAUCAAUAACAAAAAAUGACGGAACUCGAAUUUUUUUUAUCUUUGUUUCCCUUUGACUACAGCAGACAAAAAAAGCAAUAUGAAGAGUGAGACAUAUUCUUAUUUUUGGACGUGUGUGUAGUUUAUUUAAUCGUGUUGUGACUCUCUCUCUCUGGCAAUGGCUUAGUAUCUUUUAAUCUGCCUCAUUAUUGAGAACUGAGAGAGUCAUACAAUAUGCAAUAAAGGACUCUGUCCAGAUGAAAUGACCCGUGUUAACAAGGAAACCGAUAAACUCGAAAGAGAAGAAGGGUUACGCUAAAUUUUUCUUAUCUCUAACGGAAAGUGUGAUUUGGUCAAAAUUUUACUCAUGAGAUAAGUUUUGCUUGCAAAUAAUUAAUGCUAAUAUUUAAAACUCCUUAUGCCAUACCACCACCUCGCUCAACUACUGGCUGUUAGCUUUAUAUUUUACAGUAAUCCGUCCUUUAACUAAGUUGACCAUGAAAUACCAGCUUGAGUUAGUUUAACCGGAAUACGCAAUAUAUAAAUGUGGCUAUGGUCUAAUGACUGUUCAUUCCCUUCCAACAUUUUUGUCAACUUACGUAAUGUGCAUAUAAUGCCCUCUGAGUAAAGCCAACGUUUGGAUGAAAGCAAUAGUUUUUCAAACAUGCGCUGGAAUUCAUUGCCUAGCUUAGAAAUAAGCGAAAUCAUAUUGUGAAGAGAAUGCUUGAUACGUGAAGCUCUGCGAAGGUAUGCAGUACAUCAGCGAUCGAACGAAACUGUGCUUUCGCUUAGACAGUUUCAGUUGCGCUCACCAAUUGUAAAGGGCAUAGGAAAUUUUAAAUCUAUCAUAUUUAGAAAUGAAUUCGAGAAUUUGGGAAAGCAAACUACACUUAAAGUGAUACUUGUAACUUAAAGCGCUUUCCCAUGGUGGAGCAAUGUUAACUUUUGUGGAUCCGAAAACCACUAGGCAUGGUUCGAAAAGAAAGCAUUGUUUAGUUGAAUUUUAGUAAUUAAAACAAAGUGAGUUCUCUUAGCCCGCCUGCAGAGAUUAAUAUUAACGGCGGAAUCUCUAACAGCUGGGAACCCUGAAAACAAACAUUGACAGAGCAUCUUUUAUGUUGAUAACAAUUUUUUUAAUAUGUCGAAAAAUUUAUUUUUGGAAUAAAAGAAAUUUAGUUUCCCACGCCUAAAAUUGAGACCGAUAUUCCUGAGAUUAUUUUAAGAAACGGAAAGAAUCGUCUUCUUCCUCUUUCUUGAAGAAAAAAAAGGCCGUGAAGACUGCAGAUACUUCCGCGGUGGAACAAAUAUAAUUUUACUGUCCAGUUGGCUGUAUCAUAAAGUGACUGAAAGGAACAUUCAUGGCGGUCAUUAACUGUAGAAACAGGAUCUCAGGAAAUGUUGCUACGCGCAUAAAAUCAACAAUUUUUUUUAUUCCUACAUAUUAAGGAGCACACGAGACUUCAAUUACUUUACACUUAGCGAAAUGUUACCACAAAAAGACGUUUUCCUUAACUUAGUUGCUUUUGGCUAUUAUCUUUUGGGAAUUUCUUGGUUUAAAAUGAUUCUCAGUGCAAUCUCGUUUAUAAAAUACGUUUUAAAAUCGACUCAGGGAAUUUUAGUCACACCGUCUCAUUCGCUAAAUCGCAGUUUACGAGAGCCUCAUAAUUCGUCAAACCGUGGCGCUGAGUAUUAAAAGCUAUAAAGAAACUCUUUUAGUGGUAUUUGAUUUUGAGGUUCACCUUCGUGUGCGCCUUUGUUUACACUUUGCUUCCUCUAAAUUGGGAGUCGUUUUAGAGAUAUUUUUAUUGAAAGAACUGUACAAUUCUUCUGUUAAUCUUUGGCUAAUUUUUAGUUUUCGGCUUAAAAGGGAAAGGUGGGUUUAACUUGAAUAAGAUCUUUCCGUUUUGCUCUCGAAUACAAAAGAAUAUAAGAAAAAAAUGAAUCUAAACCGAGAGAUAUCGGUGCUAACUUAAUCACUAAAGUGAGUUGCAUUUACUCCUUUUGAAAGUAGUAAACAUGAAGUGCUAUUUAGGAGAGACCUGUAUUUCCAACUUGUUGCGUGUCCCGACCUUAAUUCUAUACUUCUCAGUUCGAAUACAACCAAACAGCAUAACGACUUUGAGCAUGUAGCUCUGAAAGAUAUUUUCGCGGCUAUAAUAGCUAUCUGAUAGUUUAGUCUUCAGUGAGAAUUAUACCCGUAAAUACAGUACAUUAGUCCCCUCCCCACCGCACCCCCAAAAGCGGUACGACAAAUAUUAAAGUAUUUUGUGAGGGAACCCCCUUUAAAAAGGGGGUCCUAACGACUGUGCUAGUUAGCUGACUGAGGAGGGAGGUGUGGUAUAAGAACCUUAAGCAGGCUCAAACGAAAUUUACACGUUUGCUAAAAAUUCUCCAUUUCAUUUUUGUGGAUCAAGUACCUAUUGCCCGCAUCUAUAUCCACGUAGAGUUAAACACGACUUUACAUAGCUACAUAAUCAUUUUUGGUAGAGAAUGGACAACUAAUUUAAGAACUUAGUAAUUAGACGCCCAAAACAAAUAAUUUAGAGGAUGCGUUACAGAGAUCAUCUUUCCACAAGGAGGACGCUACAUGGUUUGGAAUGGUCACUGUCUGUUGUUUGUCGAAGCAGAGCACAGCCUUAACUUUUCACCUAAACCUAGGACGUUUUUCUCGCUUGCUUUAGGUUGUGAGACAGAACUUGGUUAAAUUUUGCAAAUGCCAUGGAUUGUCAGGGUCCUGUGUAGAGCGAACAUGCUGGAUGGCCUUGUCCUCUUUCCGUAAAGUCGCAGAAAAGUUGAAAGAGUAUUAUCACACUGCUUUGAGAGUUGAUGCCUUGACGGGCGCGACCUCCGGAGGGGCGAAGCCUGAACACCUUGUGUUACAAUCGAAUAAUUCAAAGAAGCCACACACACAUAGCCUGGUGUAUCUAAAUGACUCUAAGGCAUUCUGUAAUCGAGAUCCGAAACUUCGAAUCCCGGGAACCCGAGAUCGCAUCUGCAACACGACCGGCUCUACUGAGGAAGACCAUUGUGAUGUCAUGUGCUGUGGGCGCGGCCACGACACGCACAAUCUUACUGAAGUGAUUCAGUGUAGCUGUAAAUUUCAUUGGUGCUGCGAGGUCAAAUGUCAUGAGUGCGUCAACAACGUAAUAAGGCACACGUGCAAGUAGAUGGCGAUCAUGGGCGUGGCACAGCUUACAUUGAACAUUUAAAUCGGAAUUUGAGGGCCUAAGUGCUAACAGCGAAAAUCGCCAUGUUGACAUGAAACGAUUAGACGAACAGUUCAUACCAUGUACAGAAGAACAGUCAUACAAUCGGACGUGUCGAAAACGUCGUAAAAUACAGGUGCAACUAGGGCACCAAUAUCAGUAACCAUUUAAGGACUGCAGGCACUUAAAGUGCUUUUUAUCUGUAAAGAUGUUCACAUGUCAUUUAUGAAAUGUCGUGUUUUCUGACGGAAAGUGAUCCACUUAGGAUCACAUAUGAUAAGAUCGAACUGACUUUGAGAUAUGUGUAAACUUAUCUAAUUAUUAAAAGGUAGAACCGUCAAAAAGUUAAGUGAUAUUAUUGUAGAUGUAUUGAGAUGUAUAGAGUAUAAAAGACUAAUAGCCUUGAUUAAAAAUCUAGAAUUUAAAGUUAAUGGAAUAUCCGUAGGUUCUUAUACCACACCUCUUACGCUCGAGAAAUGAGGAAUGCUAUUUGUCUGUGGUAGCCUGCAUAUCAAUGGUAUCCUGCAUAUCAAUGGGGCCUGCAUAUUAAUGGUAGCCUGCAUAUCAAAGGCAGUUUUAAGAUUCAAGAUACACGAUUGUUUUUCGUGUUAUUUUCUGCUUUUCAUUUCUGCGCCAAACACAGUUUUGUCAUUUUACGACAAUUUAUCUCAUUUUUGUUUUUAUUUAGGUCUAGGGAAUAAUUAAAGCUAACGCGCACAAACUACCCAAUUGGAAUGAAGAUAUCGUAUCUCGGCCUGUGAGUUACAAGAUUCAUAAAAAUAACCUCUGUGUAGCUGACGCAGCAUAAUUUACUUCGUUUCGUUGCAUUUCCUUAUUUAAUUUAAAGUAAACUUGAAACAUCAACUAUCAACCGUCGACCGUCGCGCUUAGAUCGUAGCUGUAGAAUUGUUCCGAGCGCGGAGGAAUUUUUAUAAUGACAAUUUAUGUUAUCGCUAAAAUUUUUUGGUGAGGGAAGACUUUACUAUUUUUCCAAUCAUAAAACUUUCUCCAGCUUUUUCGUUUCUUCUUUGAAAUUACCCAUUUAAGUUAUCCGGUAUUUACAUAAUGAAAAUUUUCAUCAAGCCAGUACAAAGUCAAAGCCAGUAGGAGGUGUGGUAUAAGGCGAAUUUAGUCUACUUUUAGAGCAAUUUUCAAUGAGUGUCGAAACAAUGGGGGAUUGCAUUGGGUUGCUCUAUUUUCAUCUGUGAUAGGAAUUCUAAAGCUCCUAAAAUCCAGCCGAUAAAUAAGACGAGAAAUGAAAUAAAAUCUCGAAUUGGUCCUUCGUGGAGGUUCAGCUCUCAAGUGGCUCCUAUGAAGAUGUUUCUUUGUUCUGUUUGGAAGUUGCGAUUACUUUGGUUCUUAUCAGUUUACGACACUCACAAGAAUUGCGCUCUAAUAAACCAAUUAAACGAAGUAUUCGUUUGUGAAAGUGUUUUCUUUUUGCAUCGUAUGGUCGGUAAUAGAAAAAAAAACUGUCGACAAUAAGAUUCCGUUAAGAAUGAAAAGAUGAACUAAGUCACUGAACUUUUUUCAAGUUCUACAAAAUAACUAGACGCAGGUGGCCGCUGAAAUUUAAGUUUUAGUUUCCCUGGCGCUUAGACUAAGAGUAACCUCUCUUUUCGGCGAAGUCCCUUGUGCGAAUCAAAAAGUGAUUUUCGGUAAAGAUAUGACGUCAGCGUGCCGCGCCGAACUAGGCGCCUCACACUUAGAGUUCCGAGCGGCGCCUAACAUUUUUUUCCUUCUUAUCAUUUUUUGAAUCACGCGACGGACUUCGUCGAAAAGAAAGAGCUGCUCUUAGCCUGUCUAAUGUUUGGCACAAAUCUUUUGUCUGUAUUUUUAGCUGAAAAUACAAGACACUGUUUUUUGUUUUUCAUCGUUUGAUGUAGAAGCGUGUCAGAAGUAGUCGCACUGUUGCGGUGGCCAUCCGCGUCUUUGGAAAGUGUUUCCUAACGUCUCUAUUGGUGGGACAAAUCGCCGUUGAAUUAUCAAGAAGAGCGUUAAAGAUUAAAUCUAGUUAGCAAAAAUUUCAGUGAAGUGUAUAGUGUGAGAAAACAACGGGGCAAAUAUUAAAGGUUAUUUCAAACUUAGUUGUGCCGUGCUCUGCGCCAUGUUGGAUGGUGUGACGCUUCACAGUUUCCACUUUUUAUCUACGUGAUGCUAGAUAAAACUGGCAACCGUAUGACGUCUACGAUCCAAAAUGGCGCUCACGGUUCAAAGUUCAAACGUCAAGAUUGCAAACAUUUGUUCUCAGUUUUCAUACAUUUUGCUUCUUGUUACCCAAUUUUUCCAUACGGAUUGCUAUACUACAAGAUAUUUCCAUCAUUUCAAUGGCAACCUGUUUCACCAAUGCAAGCCUUGCAAGGAAGGCUUCCUUUAAAUCUCCAUCUUUGAGCAAGUGAAGUUACUUCAAGAUAAGUUAUUCCCUCCAUAUUUUUAACUCAUUACAAAUUACUAUCGUUUGCGAGUAAAUAUAUUAAAGUUAGUGUCUCCAUCUUGAGUAAACUGUUAUGAUUUGUCUUGUAAAGCAACUCGAGUGAGACGGCUCCUUUAUCCGAUUUAUUUUAGGAAAGGCUGACGCUCAAGAUAAGUUGGGGCGGUGUGUAAAUCCUUUAUCAACUGCCAGUUGAUAAUGAACUAAUUUUUUUAACUUAUAGUAACUCCAUUUUUGAAGUAUUUGUUUCACAGAGGGUUUAAAAUGGACUUUUCUGUGAAAGAGUCCCCUGGAAGUCCGCGGGUUUCAUAUCUUGGCGUAAACCUCAACCCGUUUUCUUUCCUAAACGAAUAUAAAUUACGAGAAAGAAACAUAAAGCACUUUGGCCAGUAUGCUUUUUCUUGUAAAUCUUUGCUUUACCGGGAACUUUUUUCACUAGGCUCUUAAAGACAGUCUCAAAUUACACUGCCAUUGCCAUGGUACCUCUGGAUCAUGCGUGUCAAGAACCUGCUGGCAAGAUCUUCCUGGUUUUAAAAAGAUAGGCUCUCAAUUAAAGCAACGCUACCUUAAAGCCUCUCGUGUUAAAACUAUUAAAUAUCCAUCUCCAAACGGUAGACGAGAUGCGUAUCUUUGGUUGGAGUUCGGCGACAACAAGCCUCCUUCUAGAGACUUGGUUUACAUCGAAGACUCCCCGAAUUACUGCGAUCGAGAUCGAAGGAGGAAAAUUCCCGGAACAACAGAACGAGAAUGUAAUAAGACAUCAGAUGGAAUCGAUGGUUGCGAGCUGAUGUGUUGCGGCCGAGGCCACAAUACUCAUGAGAUUGUCAAAAAGUGGCGUUGCAAUUGCAAGUUUCAUUGGUGUUGUCAUGUUGAAUGCGAGAACUGCAAAGAGCGUAUGGAAAUAUUCAGAUGCAAAUGA